This is a messenger RNA of Venturia canescens, 819 nucleotides long. RefSeq names its product mitochondrial ribosomal protein S24 (gene mRpS24). Bases 241 to 738 code for a protein of 165 amino acids. NCBI's taxonomy places the organism in Eukaryota, Metazoa, Arthropoda, Insecta, Hymenoptera, Ichneumonidae. The transcript has 3 exons. The record is from RefSeq and is a predicted model, not a curated record. Gene Ontology annotation, cellular component: mitochondrion. Gene Ontology annotation, biological process: translation.
UAUUAACGCUGUCAGCGUCCAAGUAGAAUGUACCCAAAGAGUAACUGACAUAAUAAACGCAGCCUUUUAUAUGCUUCGUUGCGGUACCAUUCCAGUCCUUUCAGGUUAGGUAACAGAUCAGGUCGCUCAUCUGCUCAUGAUUUCUGAAAUCUCAAAGUGCGGACGACGAGCAAGUAGUACUGUGUUAUCGCGUAAAUAAUUUAUCUAAUUGAUUGUAACGGUGAAUAUAAUAUUAAAACGAUGACACUGACACUACAAACGGUUAUACGAAGUUUACGACUUCAAACAUCUUUACCACAAAGAUCUUUUCACGUCUCAGCUGCUGCAUCAAAGAGUGUGUCUGGUCGAUACAAAGCAACCCCGAAGCAGACUCGCCCUCUAACGUAUGAAAUGGCCAAUCCACCAAAUUACAUUGCACAUAGAAAGGCAUGGAACUCGUGGAACACUUCUAAUAUUUUGGGUGGCAAUCGUCCAUCUGAAACAGCAAUCGAGGACGUCUUCAUUCGACGCUUUAUGAUCGGCACUUGGCACAACGUAUUCGCCAGUGAAAUAAUAAUUAAGAGGCAGCACAAUAUUGUCAGAAUAGCUGGUAUAAUUAAGCAAAAUUUGGGAACAAGAAAAGUGUAUUUUCUCAUCGGUUAUACAGAGGAAUUUUUAAGUUACAUACUCCAAUGUCCCGUCAAAUUGGAAUUGCAAUCUAUUACUGAUCCUAAAUCUAUGAUUUUUACGUAUGUCUAAUAAAUGGUUUUGUAAAUAUUGUGAUAAUGGAAAAAAGUAGAUGCUAGAAAAAUAUAAAAAAUAAAAACAAGCGCUUGCAAA